AUGCCAAUCUCCACCCUACUUUUUUCAUUUGAUAAGUUAGUCGACUAAAAGUUUUUAAUAGAUAUCCAGAAUUUUCGCUCAUUUUUGUUUCAUGGCUCACAUUUUUUUUUCGUAUUUUAUUUGAUCAGCGGUGGGUGGCUGUGUUAGUUAGUUAGUUAUUAAAUACAAACAAAACAAAAACGUACUACCUUUACUUUUUGGUUUUUGUUAGUUUCUCAAUUAUUUACGAAAAUAAUUUAUUCCUUGUUACUAUUUUUCAUUAAGAAUAUCAAAUUUCUUCAGGUUUCCGUUUCUUUUUUUUAGUCAUUCUCAUAUUUUUUCCAGGACCACCAUGUCUUUUUGUGUAUUUUUCUCGCGAUUCACAGUUUUCGUCAUGAAUUUGGCCCAACUUUUAGUUGGUUUGGCUGUAAUUGCGCUAACACUUUGGAUCCGGUUUGAUAAAAGCUUUGAAUCCGAAAUUCGCCAAAAUAUUUUGCAAGAAAAUGAUGCGGAACCUUUGUCUGCCGAUAAAUACGACAUCAGAGUUGGGGUAAGUUGUUUAAUAAAUAGUAAGAGCAAAUAGAACACGGUUUCCCCCACACAAAUUUCUUUUGAAUUUCAAGUUCCUUAUUUUGUUGUCCCCUUGGGGGACUGGGCCGAGCUCAGCAGCAGUGCAACGCUGAGACGACCCUUGGAAAGUCGGAGCAAGCCCCGAGUCUUUCCUAGGUUCCAAAAAUCAUAUAACCUUAAUUACAUUCAUUCGAAUGUAUACCGUAGGUUAAUACGAUAAGAACAGAUACUACACUUUGAUCUUAGCUAAUAAGCCGAAGAAGCGAUGCAGAAAAAUGAAAACGCGCUGAUAAAAAUAAUCAGUGCUGCAGACAGCUGGCUGGUUGUGCGUAGUUGCAUUGAAUGCAUGCAAAGUGGGCGGAGCUUAAUUUUGCUUGAGGGGAAAAUGUUGAUUUUUUUUGAGGAAAAAAGCUGGAAAUAAUGUUUUUGGGUGAAAUUUUACGCUGAAAAAGGGAAAAUUAAUGAAAAAUUUUAAGAAAUGUAUGAAAUUUAUGAAAUAAACUCAAACGUGACCUUAAUUUUCCUCUUUUCAUUUCAAAAUUUUGGAGGAUUUUAUUUUUUCCGCUCUCAGCGACACUUUUCUUUUGGAAAAAAAACUGUAAAUAAAGAUUUUUAGGGUGAAACUUUUUUUUAAAACCUAAAAUUUUGGAGAAAAAACUUCAGACUCCAAAACCAAUUUAUCAAAGUUUUUAAAUUUAAAAAAAUCUAAAAUUUGCAGAUAAUCGUUGCAUUUUGGGUGAUAAUUGGUUUUGCAAUCGCAAAUGUUUUGAUCGGUUUGGUUGGAAUAAUUGGAGCAGUUUUGAAGAAUCGUUUCCUUUUGGCACCAUAUUUUAUAUGUGAAGUUUUGCUGUUUUUACUUGAAGCAGCAAUUGGCAUUGCAAUGUUAUUCAAAAGAAAAACUGUGAGAAGAAUUGUCAAAAAAUAUGUCUACGAUUCUUAUAACAUGAAUUCAGUCUCAGAUAUUCAAGCAUUCAAUAAUCGGGUUGGUUUUUUUCUUGUGUUGCAAACUUGCAAUCUCCCCGAAACCUUUCUAACUUGAAAUUCAAAUAUUCUUUUCAGUACAAUUGCUGCGGAGCUGACAAUCUACCAAAUGUUUCCUGUUUCGCCGGCCAACCAACAUGUUCUUCUGCAGUUUGGGAUCGUCUCGAUUUCACAAUGAUGAUCUUCGGAAUUUCAAUGCUCGGAGUUGUUGUUCUCCAAAUUAUCGUCUCACUUUUCACAGUUCCAAUCAUUUUGGAAGGAAAACGAGAAACAUCCUAUUAUAGCAGAAGAGUUUCAGCCGAUUCUUAA
Messenger RNA from Caenorhabditis angaria, 1839 nucleotides. The record is from the annotation of a GenBank genome assembly. Lineage: Eukaryota; Metazoa; Nematoda; Chromadorea; Rhabditida; Rhabditidae.